AUGUAACAGCAAGAUUAGUAAUUCAAAAAUGUGAAGGUAAAAUCGAAUUUUCAUCAAUUUGAAUUACUGCCAGAUCGUUAAAUCUAUAGAUAUAAAAUAGAAUUAACUAAUUAUUCUGAUAUCAAUGCAUAAAAAGCAAUCAAUAACUAUAGGUAGAAGAUUGCAGAAAAUUUGAUGACCUUUUAUUGCAUAAAUUUAAAUAUUUAUUCUCCGACUAAGAUAGCAACUAAAGUAUUGGGAGGAUUAAAUGAGGGUUAAGAGAUUUAAAAUAUUGUAACAUUGAAAUUUAUCGAGAAUAUAGUAGGAGGAACAAAAUUACAAUAAAUAUUAGCAAGAAUUGUAAAAUAAAUAGUAAGCACAUAAUAAGGGAUGGUUUAAAUUGGUAAAGAUAAAUUAUUUUGGCCAAAGAUAUCUCAUUAAUUUCAUGCACAUAAAUUUGAAAUUUGGGAAGGAGUGUAAAUAGUAUAAAAAUAAUUCGGUGUUAUGAUAGAUUGUGCAUAUAAAAUAUUGAGAUAAAAUACAUUAUUAGAUGAUCUUUUAAUAACAAAGGAAGUUGAUCGUUAUGAAGGUAUGAUCGUAAUGACAAAAUACAAUUAAAAAUUUUAUCGAGUUGAUAAUAUUGAAACUGCAAUGUCUCCUAAAGAUUUAUUUAUAACAGAAAACGGAUAGGAAACAUCAUUUAAAGAGUAUUAUAAAUAAAGGUAUAAUAUAAAAUUAAAUGACAAAUAACCAUUAAUAAAAACACAUUUAAGAAUCAAAGGGAAAUAAGAAGAUAAGAUGAUAUAUUUAAUACCAGAAUUAUGUUAAUUAACUGGUUUGAAUGAAACUGUUAAGAGUGUAUAAAAUAUAAUAUAAUUUAGAAUUUCUAAGUAAUGAAAGAAGUUUCAAGAAUAACUAAACCAAAUGCAUAAGAUAGAAUAGAUAAAUCAGAGAAAUUUGCUAAAUAAAUGAAUUCUACUAUUAAGAAAGGAUCAAAUAUAAAUAUAUUAGAUACUUGGGGUUUGAAAUUAAGUAGUAUAUCAAUGAAUAUUGAAGCUAAAACAGUUCGUCCAGGAACAUUAUUGAUGGGAAAUGAAAAUAUUGAUUUAUCUUAAUAGAAUUUAAAUUUAGAUUAAUAAACGUAAAAGAAGAUGUAUCAAAUGCCAGAAAAGAAAUUGGUUUGGGUUUUAAUUCAUUAUUAUAAAGAAAGAGGUUAGGAAGCUAAAAAAUUAUUGUUAGAAAAUAUGAAAUUAGCAAUUACAGAAUAUUAAUUUUAUGGUUUUUAUUCUUAGCCUAUAAUUAAAUAACUUUAGGAAGAGAGAGAUAAAGCAUUAGUAUAAUUAUGUGAUGAUAUAAAUAAAGAAUGUGAAUAAAAAUAAUAGAAGAUCGAAUUUAUAAUAUUUUUAUUACCAGGAUAGAAAAAGAAUAGUCGUUUAUAUAGAUGUGCAAAAUUUAUAUCAAUGUAAAAGAUUGGUUGUCCAAGUUAAGUAGUGUUAGAAGAUACUUUAAGUAAAAAUACAAGAUCUAUAGUUAAUAAAAUAAUGGUAUAAAUAUGUGCUAAAUUGGGAGGAGUUCCAUGGGCAAUAGAUAAAUUACCUCAUUUAUUUUAAUAAUAACAUUCAAUGAUAUGCGCAGCUGAAUGUUAUGAUAGAUUACAUUAAACUAAGCAUUUGGCAUUUUGUUCGACUGUUGAUAAGAAUAUGACCAGAUAUCAUAGUUAAAUAUUAAAAGGAGCUGAUUAUAAAGGAGAUAAUCUAAAAAAGAGUUUAAUAGUAGCUAUGUAAGUUUACAAAGAUAAAAAUAAUAUAUAUCCUGAAAUAAUAGUGAUUUAUAGAGAUGGAAUAUCAGAUGGUUAAAUUCCUGUAGUUUUAGGAGAUGAGUUUCCUUAAUAUGAAUAAGCAAUCAAAUAAACAAAUCCUUCAAGUAAAUUAAUUCUAGUCAUUUGUAAUAAAAGAGUAGCUGGUAAAUUCUAUUAAGCUGGACAUAGACCUGAUAAUCCUGCAUCUGGCACUAUUGUAGAUAGUAAAGAAAUUUGUGAAGGAUAACAACCUAAUUUUUAUUUAAUAUCUUAAAUUACCAGAUAAGGUACCUCUUAACCAACUUUAUAUAAAAUAUUACAUUCAGAUAUACCUAAUAUUGAAAAUGAUAUUAAAGUUCUUACUUACAAACUAUGUUGGCUCUAUUAUAACUUUGCUGGUCCAAUUAAAAUUCCUGCUCCUGUUAGAUAUGCUCAUUGUUUAAGUGAAUUUAUUGGUUCUAGAUAUUAAAGAUCUGACAAGGAUCCUUUUAUUCCUAUAGAAGAAUUAGUUAAAAAAGGAGUAUUAUUUUACAUUUGA
This is a messenger RNA of Paramecium sonneborni, 2315 nucleotides long. NCBI's taxonomy places the organism in Eukaryota, Ciliophora, Oligohymenophorea, Peniculida, Parameciidae. The record is from the annotation of a GenBank genome assembly.